GCUGCAGAGUGCAGAUUAAGCUUAAUCAUUUCAAUGGUUCGUGAUUGAAUUUAAUUAAAGUGUUAUUUUUAUUGUUUGUUAAUUGUUGUCUGUUGAUAUUUGAUAAAUACUUUUUAAAAUAUACAUUUAUGGCCGCUGUUCUUUUUAUUUAUUCAAAUGUAUACCUAUGAACCUAAAUUGUUUCUAGAAAUUACGUUUUACAUACUGUAAUAACACUAAUAUGAAACAAGUUAUACGUAAAACUGCAUUAAUAUAGAGUAACAAUGAACAACUAUACUGAAGAUGGAGAUAUCUGCUGGUAUCAUGGAAAGAUAUCCAGGGAUACAGCUGAAGUUAUUUUAUUUGACCAUGGUACUAAUGAAGACGGUUUAUUUUUGGUCCGAGAAAGUAAUUCCGCAUCCGGAGAUUAUGUCCUUUGUGUUUUACAAAACUGUGAAGUAGUUCAUUAUCAAAUUAGACGUCAUGGUGAAGAUGCUUUUUUUUCUAUUGAUGAACAAAAUAUAAUGCAUGGAUUAGAAACUUUGAUUGAAUAUUACACUAAAGUUAAUGAUCCAAGUUUAGGAGUACAACUUACAAAACCUGUUAUCAAAGACCCUCCGCCUCAUGACACCAGAAGACAUGGACGUACUAAUCUUUUACACAGAGCAAUUAGUCAAGCUAAUUGCAAAGUUGUUACAGAGUUGUUGAAAUGUGGAUAUAGAAACUUGGAGGCAAAGAAUCAAGAAGGUCAAACUGCAUUACAUCUGGCAAGUCAAAUGGGCCAUGAUCAAAUUGUUGAAAAGCUUAUAUCAUGCGGUGCAAAUGUAAACUGCAGAGAUACUGAAGGCUAUACACCUUUACAUUUUGCCUGCCAAAAUAAUUUAUUGAAUACUGUCAAAACCUUAUUAACAGUAGGUGGGGCCAAUAUUCAGUUAAGAAAUUCCUCAACUGGAUGGGUAGCUUUACAUGAAGCUGCUAGUAGAGGUCAUAUAGAGAUUGUGACUUUAUUGUUAUCUAUGAAUGCUCCAUCAAAGCCCCGUACAUAUGAUGAUCUCUUACCUUCAGAUCUGGCUCAUGAUAAUGGCCAUAGUGAAGUUGAACGCUUAUUAAAGGAAUACAUUCCACUCAUGCCGACUUCACGAAGAGAUAAAUGGUAUCAUGGAAAGCUUGAUCGCAAUGAAGCUACUACAAUACUAAAAAAUAAAGGUAUUGAUGGUAUUUUUUUAGUAAGAAUGAACAGACAAAAUGGCUAUGUUUUAUCGAUGAUGUGUAGUGAUCAGUGUUAUCAUUUUAAAAUACAAGACAGAGACAAGUAUUAUUUCAUUGAUAAUGGACCAUAUCUAGAUUCUUUGGAACAUCUAAUACAACACUAUACGCUCUUUCCUGAUGGAUUACCAAACAAAUUGGAAGUCCCUGUUAUUCCAGAUGUAAUACCUCCUCUACCAAAAGGAUUUCCAUGUAAAACGAUAAAAAAGCCUAAAUCCAAACAGACAGAUUUCCAAGACAAUAUUUUAAGAGAUAAUUUGAUUUUAGAUGAAGUUAUAGGAGAGGGUGAAUUUGGAUCAGUGUACAAGGGAGUUUACCAAAAUCGAGACGGUCAUGAAGAGAAAGUUGCUAUAAAAAUGUUACGUUACGAUAUGUCAUCAGCUAAUAAGUCUGAAUUUAUACGCGAAGCACAAGUUAUGAUGAGUUUAAAUCACGAAUGUGUUAUUAAACUCAUCGGUAUUUGUGAAGGACCACCUUUAUUGAUGGUGCAAGAACUCAUUGCCUUGGGAUCUAUGUUGACAUAUAUUAUAGCACAUCCAGAGCUUAUAAGUCCUAAUUAUGAGUUAAAAAUGUGGGCCGCUCAGAUAGCAUCUGGUAUGUCUUAUUUAGAACAAAAACGGUUUGUGCACAGGGAUUUGGCAGCAAGGAAUAUACUUUUAGCAGAUAGACAUCAAGCAAAAAUAAGUGAUUUUGGUUUGUCACGUACAUUAAACGUUGAUAAGGAUUAUUAUAGAGCAUCACACGGUGGACGAUGGCCAAUUAAAUGGUAUGCACCAGAGUCUUGUAAUUAUGGAACAUUUUCUAGUGCUAGUGAUGUGUGGAGUUACGGUGUUACUUUAUGGGAGAUGUUCUCGUAUGGACAACAGCCCUAUGGUGAUAUGAAAGGUGUAGAUGUAAUUGGUAUAUUAGAAAAAGGAGAAAGAUUACAAAGAACUUCUAGGUGUCCAGUCGAAGUUUAUAAAACAAUGGAAAUGUGUUGGGCUUAUAAUUCUAAAGAACGACCCACAUUUAGUCAGCUAUCAAAAUUAUUUGCUUCAGAUUCCGAUUAUGAAAAUUUCAAGGAUUUUAUUAAACUUUAAAGUUUUCUGUGAUUUGAUAUACAUACAAGUUUUUUUCCUAUUAGCUGUAGUUUAAAAAUAUAAUGUUAAGAAAAUAAAUUAUUUUAUUAAAUACAACUAAUAACUCAAAUACAUUUAUAAAAAACGAUCAGAAACUAUUUUUAAAUUUUCUUUGUUCUAAGGAAUUGUAAAAUGUAUUAUUUA
Adelges cooleyi (spruce gall adelgid) is the source of this 2507-nucleotide messenger RNA. It is a transcript of the gene Shark, whose product is annotated as tyrosine-protein kinase Shark. Gene Ontology annotation, cellular component: extrinsic component of cytoplasmic side of plasma membrane. NCBI's taxonomy places the organism in Eukaryota, Metazoa, Arthropoda, Insecta, Hemiptera, Adelgidae. Gene Ontology annotation, molecular function: ATP binding; signaling receptor binding; non-membrane spanning protein tyrosine kinase activity. The transcript is spliced from 2 exons. Bases 264 to 2324 code for a protein of 686 amino acids. The record is from RefSeq and is a predicted model, not a curated record. Gene Ontology annotation, biological process: innate immune response; cell differentiation; cell surface receptor protein tyrosine kinase signaling pathway.